This is a messenger RNA of Aspergillus steynii IBT 23096, 1299 nucleotides long. RefSeq lists its product as uncharacterized. The transcript has a single exon. The record is from RefSeq and is a predicted model, not a curated record. The coding region runs from base 82 to 1299 and encodes 405 amino acids. NCBI's taxonomy places the organism in Eukaryota, Fungi, Ascomycota, Eurotiomycetes, Eurotiales, Aspergillaceae.
CUUCCCUUCUUUUCUUCGUCUCUCUCGCUUCCUCUCCUCCGCGGCGUCUUCAUACUCCCUCCAGGGUCACACUUCCACAUCAUGAAGUGUCUUCGUCACGUUCCAUACGCCUCAUGGCGCUUAACAGUCUACCGACAGCUUUUCACCCCAGGCUCUGUCCCCAAUCGCCUGCCCCCUAACCCCCGACGUACCAUCUCAUCCACGACUCAAUCCCAAGCACCGCACGAGCAACAAACCACAACACAGACAGAACAAUCCAACAAUGACCAGCCAGAGCCACCAGCCCCCCGACCAUCCGACCAGCUCCCGCGCUCCCCGCUCCUCACAAACCCUCACGUCGUCCCAGUCACGAAGCGCAAAAAGCGUCUCCCAACCGCCGAGGACCUCAACGCCCUCCAACACAACCCCUGGGCCCAAGCCCUGGCCUCGCCCACCCGGAUGUGCAGCGUGACAGGGGCCCGGACGCCCCGAGACCUACUGACGACCUGGGGCCUGGUCCAGCGUCCCGACUCCGACGGGCUCUGGUUUCUGCCCGUGGGUCUGCUGAAGGAUGAGCUGAAGAAUGAACUGAAGGAGCCGCCCAAGUCCACGGAUGGCCAGGACACGGCGUCGGACCCGUCUGCGCAAGAACCGCGGGUCCCAUCUCGGACGCGCUCUCUGCGGCACCUGUCGUUGCGCAUCAUGGACAGUAUCCAGCUGCUGCGGAGGUUAAGUGCGUCGUUGACGUCGCAUGAGAUCGGCAAGCUGUCGCCGCUGACAAAGACCAUUCCGCAUCGGUUGAAGCAUCCGCAGGGUCCGUUGACUUCGCGCGACGAGCGCUCGCUGGUCUGGAGGCAGGAUAUGCCGGAAUUUGUGUUGGGGAGGUUGCGUUCGGAGGUGGUGAAUCGGUUGAAGAAGGUCUCUGUUCGCUGGGGCCAGAAACUCGACCGUAAGAACAAGGUGUGGAGGGUAGUUGGAAUUGAAGGGGCUGUGUCGGAGAGUACACUUCUAAAGGGCCUGGAGAACAUGGAGCCGAUGAAGCGCAUGGAGUGUGGCGCUGUGCUCGUUCUGGGAGAGCCGCAGAGCGAACAGAACGCGCUGCCGCGGCGGGUGACUCUCCCGCAGACGGGAUCGCAGGUGCCUGUUUUCGAUCUUUCGAGGUUGUUUUCCGAGUCGGAGCGUGAGGAGCUGCGGGCGUACAAUCCUAUGUACCAGGAAGCAGCUUUGUUUUUCAGACCGAACAGCCCUACGACGGUUGAUACGAUGCUGACCUUGUGGAAGCUACAAGGUUUUCUUAAUGAGGAUCUUGAAUUUCUCUAA